AGUCUGUAAGGCUUAGUGAAAGUGAAAGUGUGCCUUAUUAUUUGAGAGCUGCCCUAGAAGCAUAUGAGCGUACAGAAAAAUAUUGAACACAUUCAGAACCAUGGUAAAACUGUGUUUCUUUUGGCUUUUUCUUUCAUUAUACACCAUCAUAAACGCAGGAUCUCAUUCUCUGUUGGCAUUCGCAACUUGUAUCUCAGGAGAAGCACCUUUCCCUGAGUGUAGUGUUGUGUUGAUGCAGGAUGACAUUCAAGUUGGCUACUUUGACUCCAACACGGAGCAGUUUAUUCACAAGGGACCUUACGCCCCAGACGAAACAGAGGUUGACGUAGCCCAAGAUGCAGCUAAUGUGUUUGGACACAUGUUCCUCAGCAUGAAAAGGCGACUGUCAGACCUGAGGUUUCGCUUUAAUUCCACAGGGAAUACAGAUGUUCAGCAGAGAAUGGCUGGCUGUGAGAUGUUGGAUACUGGUGAACCAGGCCUUAUUCUGUCCACAGAUGCUUUCAAUGCAAUUUUAGCUGAUUUAAUAUAUUACAACAUGACACAUUAUUCAUACAAUUCCGGAAACCUACUGUCGCCAUGGAGUGAGGUGCAUCAAACAUAUGCAAAAUGGCGUUAUCAGACCAUUUACCUACCCAUUUGCAUAAAAACAUUGAAGAAAUUUCUGGAGAGAUUGAAGAACUUUGUGAUGCGUAAAGUGCGUCCCAGAGUCAGGCUCAUACAGAAAGCCAUGUCUGGAGGAGCCCGUGUGAGCUGUCUGGCGUAUGGUUUUUACCCCCGCCACAUCAAUCUGACCCUGCUGAGAGACGGCCAGCCAAUAUUAGAACAGGACAUGACUGGGGGCCAGUUGCUGCCCAAUGGAGACGGGACCUACCAGCUGAGAAAGAGUCUGGAGGUCAACACAGAGGAGCUGCGAGAGAGACACAACUACACCUGCACCACCUCCCACCUCAGUCUGGACAACAAGCUGGAUGUCAGCUGGAUACCUGAGUCUGGGAUCGACAGAGUGGGUCUUUAUGUCAAGUCAGGUCCACUGGGCAUGGUGGCCAUAAUUAUUCUACUCAGUAUUUUCGUUUGUGUAAGGAGGAGAAAUGCGGCUGGCUCCCAGACAUUGUCACAGCUCUCCAAUGCUAAUGAUGCCCAAGUGGCCGAGCAAAUGAGCCUAUCUUCACAUUCUGAGACCUGAUAUAUUUGCUGCUGCCACUCAUGCAAAGACUUCAAAGUGAAAAGCCAAUACAAUGAAGGGUGAUCUAAAUUAUACAGUAUAUAGCCUAGUAAAGACACGUAUUUUUAUGACGCAGUGGUGUAUAAGCAAUCUGAAAAUGUGUACUGACAGUGAGUGCUAUGACGUAUGUAUUGAUUUGAUAUGUAAAAAAGUGUUUUGUACUGCAUUAAAGAUCCGUAAAUAAAUCAUCAUGACACAAAAAGAU
Oncorhynchus mykiss (rainbow trout) is the source of this 1427-nucleotide messenger RNA. RefSeq names its product major histocompatibility complex class I-related gene protein. Gene Ontology annotation, biological process: immune response. The record is from RefSeq and is a predicted model, not a curated record. NCBI's taxonomy places the organism in Eukaryota, Metazoa, Chordata, Actinopteri, Salmoniformes, Salmonidae. Gene Ontology annotation, cellular component: external side of plasma membrane.